AUGAUUUCUAAUCAUUUAAUUAACAUGCCGUCCUGUUGGCCAUCACCAUUGCAAUUCGUCAAAGAUUUCGAUCGAACAAAUUGUUCAAUUAAAUCAGAAGAAUCGACUUCAACGGAAGAAUUAGAUGAUGAUCAAAACAACGAUGGCGAAGGAGUGUGGAGUCCAGAUAUUGAACAAAGUUUUCAUGAGGCAUUGGCCAUUUAUCCUGCAUGUGGUCGAAGAAAGAUCAUUUUGUCUGAUGAAGGCAAAAUGUUUGGAAGAAAUGAACUGAUUUCUCGUUAUAUCAAAAUGCGCACUGGCAAACUGCGUACACGUAAACAAGUGUCAUCCCAUAUUCAAGUCUUAGCAAAACGAAAGUCUAAAGAACUUCAUUCGUUAUUCAAAGAUACAAGUUUUAAAGAUUCGCAUCGAACGUUUCUUCUCAAUCAACACUAUCAACAAUUACGUCAUACAACAACAUCAAAUGCAACACCAGACAAUUCUUCGCCCUAUUAUAAUCCACCUGUUUCCAUUUUUUCACCUGCGACUCCCACGUCAUUUUUUGAUUUGAAAUCCUUCACACCGUCAUCAACUGCUGAUUUUCGAUCAACAGCUCAUACUCAUUGCAUCAACUCGAAUCGAUUGAAAUUGGCUGAACUUGCCGGAUACAUCCAAUUCAAAUCCAACUUCAAUUCGAAACACUAUUUACUUCAUGUCAGUGAAGAAGCAGGAACCGAUAUGAAGCCUGAAAGAAUCAAAAUCAACCAAAUCAUGGAUUUAUUUCCGAUGUUAAAAGAUCUUUAUCGGAAAGAUUUGGAAGAUAUGUUCUAUGUUGUCAAAGUUUGGGUCAAUAUGGAUUAUGAUGAAGAUCCAACAGAUACAUUUCACCAUUAUUCUGUUUUUGAAAGUUUAGAAAACAAUCUGAAUAUUACAAUAACUACAAAAGUUUGUUCAUUUGAAAAGACAAUUGUCGAAAAAAUCGAGAACGGCACAAUGAAAUAUGAUGAAAUAAUGAAUAAAACUCUCUAUCGUUCGACAGAUACAUCAAUGUGUACAUUUAUGGUUGAUUUCAUAAAAAAACUCAAAACAGGAAUGUAUAUGCGAGACAUGAUGAAUGCUGUGCUUGAACAUUUGGGUGUUUUGCAAACGGUAGUGAAUAAAGAUACAAAUGAAUUACUUUUAUGUAUUGCAUAUAUAUUUGAAAUAAGCGAAUCAACAAAUGGAACACAAUCGGCUGCUUAUCGUUUAUGCGAAUGA
This is a messenger RNA of Adineta ricciae, 1236 nucleotides long. Lineage: Eukaryota; Metazoa; Rotifera; Eurotatoria; Adinetida; Adinetidae. The record is from the annotation of a GenBank genome assembly.